AUGCCCUCCGAUGCUCCCGGCCCGCCGCACAAGGGAUGCCAGUUGUGCGGGGACUCCCGGCGGAGAACAUACUUGUGCGCCCAGGACUUUAGUAAGUAUCUGGAGGGGAGGCGAGAAGAGCUUUCGCAGCUGCAGAACGACUAUAGAUCCCAGCUACAUCACUUGGCGGAGGCUUGCCAUGGCAAGGCCCAGGCCCAGGCACAUGCCUUGCGGCUCCAACAAGUGGCGGAGGAGGGGGCUCGUAUCAAGAUCGCCCAGGCCAGGGCAGCCCAUGCCCUGGCGCAAGCUCGUGCUAGGCAAAAGGCGCUGCUGGUGGAAUCCAGGAGGAGGGCACGUGCUCUGCACGACGCUCAGAAGAAGCUCGCUGCAAGCCAGGCCCAGCUGCAGCGGGAUGCCCAGCUCUCGACGGGCGUCCACGCCCAGUCCGGCCUCCUCCAGAUGGACGGCCUGAUCCUGGAGCUCCAGCGACGGAUCAUCCAGCGGCUGUUGGACGUGUUCCCCCUCCAGAUCCUGGAGCCCAGCGCCACCGCCCCCGCCGGCACUGUGGACAAGCACCCCACACUGGUGUUCAUCGCCACGCUGCCCCUGCCGGACCCCGGCGACGACCCCGAGGUCCUGCUCCCCACCAGUCCGGUGAGAGGCGGUGGCCGGAAGGGGAUGAACAGCUGCAGGCUGAUCAUUGCAGCGGAAGAGAAGGGAUGGGAGGGAAGCGAAGGACCACGGGCGGGGCAGGCUGUCCAUCCAUCCUUGCUGUGUUUACAUGAGGGGCAGCACACAACGCUGGCUCGGCACAUGUUCCAUGAAGAGUUUUGUCAUAUGCAGUAUGCUUAUGUGACAUAG
This is a messenger RNA of Auxenochlorella protothecoides, 840 nucleotides long. RefSeq lists its product as hypothetical. Lineage: Eukaryota; Viridiplantae; Chlorophyta; Trebouxiophyceae; Chlorellales; Chlorellaceae. The coding region runs from base 1 to 840 and encodes 279 amino acids. The record is from RefSeq and is a predicted model, not a curated record. The transcript is spliced from 4 exons.